Messenger RNA from Varroa destructor (honeybee mite), 2738 nucleotides. RefSeq lists its product as uncharacterized. Gene Ontology annotation, molecular function: methionine adenosyltransferase activity; ATP binding. Gene Ontology annotation, biological process: S-adenosylmethionine biosynthetic process. Lineage: Eukaryota; Metazoa; Arthropoda; Arachnida; Mesostigmata; Varroidae. The record is from RefSeq and is a predicted model, not a curated record.
GUUGCUGAUUCGAACGCUCACCAUAUAUAUUUUGUUGAUAUAGUCGUUCUGUCCAAUCGAUGAAUUGUUUGUGACAGCUGGUAUAGUUGCCUUAGCGCCACGUGAACAUCCUACAGUUAGCAUAGAGCGGGCAAAGAUUGCGGUGAGGGCAGUUUUUAAGAACCUGCACAACGUGUGUUGAGCAAAGAUCGCUAACGGCCUGUGCGCAUUUUAGCACCACGUGCUGCUGUUGCUCAUCGCUGAGCUCCGCCAUGAUGCUCACCGGCAGAUGAGACAUCUUCGUCGGAGACGAAUUUCAGUAGGAAUUAUACUUUUAAAAUGGUCACAGUUCAAUGUUAGCAUUUAGAUGGCGAGCAUUUAGAUGGAGAGAUUAUAAAAAGAGGCCUUUAUUUAAGCAUUUUAGUAAGUCGACAAUUCUAAAGAGUCUCUGUAGCCGCCGCUUCAUUAAACAGAAAAUAAAAGCAACAGUCUUCUGGAGAAUUGAGCAUACGCUCCAAAUAGAACAAGUGUAAAUUUUCAAGGUGCAGACACGAGGGACAUCUUAGCUGUCGAGUAACAUUUAUGAAGAUUGUGACAGCCGUAAUGAUGGGACCGGCAUACCGUCAAAGGGCGCGAACCACACAGCUGACAGCUGAGUUGCCCAAGGAGCCCUAAUCGACAUUUGAAAAUCAGCUAACUAUAUGACCAAAGUUAUAUUCAAAUAAGCUUGUAAUAAUAAAUAAGAACAGCCCAGACGCCAGGAUGCCACCCACCUCCGAAACGGCCCAACUCCGGGUUGACCAGUCCCUUCUACAACCUUCGAUGAAUUCAUUUGACGUGUUGCACACAUCCGAAGACGACACGGUACUGUUCACGUCGGAAUCAGUGGGCGAAGGACAUCCUGACAAGAUGUGUGACCAAAUCUCUGAUGCUAUCCUCGAUGCUCAUCUUGAACAAGAUCCUUACGCAAAAGUGGCUUGCGAGACAAUCACGAAAACAGGAAUGAUCAUGGUGUUCGGCGAAAUUUCAUCCAAAGCUCAAAUCGACUAUCAGAAAAUCGUGCGCAACACGGUCAAGGAAAUUGGCUACGACUCGUCCGAAAAAGGAUUCGAUUAUGCCACGUGCAAUGUUCUCGUUGCCAUUGAAGAACAAAGCCCAGAAAUUGCACAAGGGGUCCAUAAAGAAAGAAGAAUAGAAGAUAUUGGCGCCGGCGACCAAGGCCUUAUGUUCGGUUACGCUACCGAUGAGACGGAGGAGUGCAUGCCCCUCACCGCUGUACUAGCUCAUCGACUUAAUCAACGGCUUUCAGAACUUCGUCGAAAUGGAACGUUCCCUUGGGCUCGACCGGAUACAAAGACACAAGUGACCUGCGAAUACCGUUUUAAGGCUGGACGCACCGUGCCUCAACGUGUGCACACAGUCGUCGUUUCGACACAACACAACGCAUCGAUCUCGCUUGAAGAUUUACGGAAACAGGUUUAUGAAAAGGUUAUUAAAGCUGUUAUUUCACCGCACAUGAUCGACAACAACACUAUCGUCCAUAUCAACCCUUGUGGACGAUUUGAGCAGGGAGGCCCAAUGGGUGACGCUGGGCUGACAGGCCGUAAAAUCAUCGUGGACACCUAUGGAGGUUGGGGAGCUCAUGGCGGUGGAGCGUUUUCCGGUAAAGACCCAACCAAAGUAGACCGGUCGGCAGCUUACGCUGCUCGAUGGGUAGCGAAGUCACUUGUCAAAGCCGGAGUCGUUAGCCGUUGCCUUGUGCAGGUCUCCUACGCUAUCGGAAUCGCGGAACCUCUUUCAAUCACAGUUCUUCCGUAUGGCACCUCUAGAUAUUCACAAAAGGAGCUUCUUCAGAUCGUCCGUGAUAAUUUCGACCUUCGUCCGGGCAUUCUCAUACGCGACCUCAAGCUUUCUACACCCAUCUAUCAAAAAACGUCAACUUACGGACAUUUCGGCCAAAGCGAAUUCACAUGGGAGGUUCCUAAGGAGCUUAAGCUUCCAAGAAAAAUUAUUGAGUGACCAAUAACAAUAAUGUUAGGCAAAUUUAGCGAUAAUCGUAUGCUUGCGUUGAAUCCCGCCAAGAGUGUAACUAAUUCUGUAAUAAGAAUAUUUUUUAGCAAUCUUAGAUGAAGUGGUCAUUUUACCACAGCAGCUAAUUGAUUACUCUAUUUGUUGCUCUUAACACAAAUAUAUACCUUUACCUUCAAUAUAAUCGGUUUAUACAUGAGUACAAUCUCAUUUAUGAGUCAAUGGUACAGGCGAUCUAGGAGUUCAUUAAAAGCUGACUUUUUAAAAUAGAUUCCUGAGUUUUAAUUUUUAGAUAUUUAGGUUGAUAGCCUUAAACUGUCCACAUAUCUACCAAGAUAGGCGGUUGUUAUAACAAAACUUAAGUAAGAAGGUAAAAGAUGUUCAAGAAACUUUUAAGUCGACCUGUUCCUUAAUCAUUUGUACAGAAAGUCGCUUGAUGGAAGAAACAGAAAUUAUAUAUAUAUUUUUUUACCAAAACAGUUCCAAAUACUUCUGCAAUUGCACACGUUUCGUUUCCAGUUCCAUAUACCUCGUAAUUAUAUUUUUUUUUUACCAAAACUGUUCCAAACAUUUUUACAAUUGUACACGUUUCGUUUCCAGUUCCAUAUACCUCGUUUGUACAAUUGCCUUGUUUCCGUCGCUGAAGAAAAAGUGAUAAAAUUGCACAAAAAAAUUAUGCGAUCAGAAAUGCAUCUUAAGUCACUUUGACCACGGCUAACACUAGAAAGAUA